AUGGUGCGCUCGCUUGUUGUGUUGCUGACUUAUGAUGAACCAGAAUGUGGUGGUGCAGCCGACGCACUUGUUGUUCACCUUCAACGGGACUGCGCAGCACUCGCGGAUAGAUGUCAGUUAUCGGCUCGGCCAAUAUCUAUUCUCCAGAAUUCUUCCCACCGUGACGCACUGUACAGGACACUGCAGGACCUUAUUCAAGUGAAACCGCAAGAUAUUUACGCUAUCAGUUUUUUAAAAGACAACAACCCUGAUGAAUACCGCAAAAUCCGAGAACUUUGCAACGGUGUCAAGCCACGACGUAUCAAGCACCAGAUACUUACACACCUCGCGAACUACAAUGAUGUGGGGCUCAUUAUAAGAAACCUUGUGCGGCUAGUGUUGGAUGAGAUGUCCCGUGACGUAUGA
Molecule: messenger RNA, 405 nt
Organism: Trypanosoma brucei brucei TREU927
Lineage: Eukaryota; Euglenozoa; Kinetoplastea; Trypanosomatida; Trypanosomatidae
Exons: 1
Coding region: 1-405 (134 amino acids)
Source: RefSeq, a predicted model, not a curated record